UACCUAGCAACUAGUCAUCUACAAUCGCUGUAGCUUAGAUCCCUCCCAUCUGAUCUUUGACAAACUCCAAGGCUUCUGGUCAUGUUGUAAACACGUUGGCUUUGUCUUUUUACUCAAAACUCUACGAUGUUAGUUGACACAGCUGGUUCGCUCAAUGCAAAGCGACAUGACUCAAGUAGAUCAGUAGGCCUACUCCCAACUCUAGGCUGUUGUGCAGAUGUUUCUGCUGUGAUCUGAGAAAUCUGAGUAAAAUUGCUAAAACAUGUAAAAUGUUUCUUUGGCCUCAUCCCAUGAAGUGAUUUAGCUUUAAAGUCAAUCCUGUAAUUUAAUAGGAACCAGGGAUUUCAGUACUGGGGUAUUAAAGAGAAAAUAGGUAGCCUACUGUACAUAAAUUAGUCCAUCUGAACUUACACACAUUGGCCCCAAUGUAAACUUAAAUCAGCAUUUUUUUCCCUAAAUAAUGAAUUAUAGAUGUAUACUAUAAAUUACAUAAAUAUAAGAUGGAACUACCCUCCCUGUCACACACACAUACACACUAUCAUUGUGAAUCCUUAACAUAACCUCACUCUCCCCACCCCUCACAGACGGGCCCGUCUUAUGGAUGUAAAUUUAUGACUGGAUAUCUGUCAACUCUGGGCAUCAAGGCAGGCGAAGGACGUGUCGGGAGGAUACUAAGGGAGGUGCAUCAGCCAUAUAAUAUCUUGCGUCGUCAGGGAGCACGCAAUCUAAACCCUAUUCCAUAUCAUGCGGAAUACAUGGGACAUAAGCUUCACAUGGACCAAAACGAGAAGCUGGGGAUGUUUGGUGUCACACAUGUUUUGGCUGUUGAUGGCUUCAGCAGCAAAAUUGUAGCCAAUGUUACAAUGCCAGUGAAGAACAACCUGGUCAUUUACAAUGAAGUGUACAGAGCAGCUGUUGCCAGCAAUGGUAUGUGGGACCAAAUCAGAGUGGACCACGGAAGGGAAUUCUUCUUGUCUCUUUACGUUCAAGAGAAACUGUCCCAGCACCGAUUCAACACCAAUAGGGUACCAUACAAACAAACAACAUCAUCAAAGAAUCUCCGUGUGGAACGAAUUUGGCCCAAAGUGAACACCAGGGUGAACUAUCCAUUAAAAAGAGCCCUGGUCGACCUAGUUGAUACGGACAGUCUUGACAUGCAGGACAACAACACCAAAUACUGUGUCUCCAACCUCACGUGUCAAGUGAGCCAAAUUGGACUUGAGAGAGCAGUGCAGUCCUGGAAUGCCCACAGAAUACCAGGCAGAGGAAUACCAAACAUGCUUGCAGCUGGUGGUUGUCCACAAAGGAUAUCCAUGGAGCUCCUCCCCAGUGCUGCAGAGGCUGCAAGAAUGUAUGAGGACGAUUUAGGAGCCUCCCUGAGUUGGGCGUCAGCCUUUGGGACGGACCCCUUUUCCUCAGAAGAAGACCAACAGCAGGCAGAGCAGGUGUUCUUGCAAGAAUACCCAGACAUAACAGUCCUCUUUGACAGGGCGGUCAACAAUGACCUCAGUCUUUUUCAAGACGCGCUGUUGUGCCUCAUCAAUGCAACAAAUAGGUUUGCAUGAAAUCAAUAAAUGCAUUUUUUUUUCCCUAAGUGGAUCUGUUUCAAUUUCCUUAUGUCUCGCCACAAUUAAUUAAGUACAUAGUACCUGUUCUUUGUCCCAUGUGUGCUUAGUUUCAGCAUCCCUGCUGGUUUGAAUGCAAUACGAUGACAUGUCUUCUUUUAUACUACAUAUACCUAAUAUUUCAUAAUCAUAAUCUCAAUAUUGCGAUUGUUAUCUUACACUUAAUUUUUCACUGAAUCAA
Messenger RNA from Alosa sapidissima (American shad), 1806 nucleotides. RefSeq lists its product as uncharacterized. Lineage: Eukaryota; Metazoa; Chordata; Actinopteri; Clupeiformes; Clupeidae. The record is from RefSeq and is a predicted model, not a curated record. The transcript is spliced from 5 exons. The coding region runs from base 612 to 1565 and encodes 317 amino acids.